Messenger RNA from Fundulus heteroclitus (mummichog), 2041 nucleotides. RefSeq names its product meteorin, glial cell differentiation regulator (gene metrn). NCBI's taxonomy places the organism in Eukaryota, Metazoa, Chordata, Actinopteri, Cyprinodontiformes, Fundulidae. Bases 182 to 1108 code for a protein of 308 amino acids. Gene Ontology annotation, biological process: positive regulation of axonogenesis; glial cell differentiation. The transcript has 4 exons. Gene Ontology annotation, molecular function: hormone activity. The record is from RefSeq and is a predicted model, not a curated record.
GCUCCGCGAUCAGAGCGCAGCAGAGGCGGCCUGGCAUCCUGUGGAGCGCGUCAGGGCUGGAGGAUGCAGACUAAUGGAGUUUACCGGAGCUAGGGCUGCAGGUUCAUACAGGGAGUUUACUUUCUGAUCGCAGGUUAAAAAUAUAAAUAUAUAUAUAUAUUUUUCUUUUGCACCGUUGAAAAUGUCUAGCUUUGGGCGCUGGAUCAACGCAACCUGGAUCCUGCUUUUGGGCAUUUUUCACCCGUGCUAUUCAAGUUAUUCCGAAGACCAGUGCAGCUGGAGAGGAAGUGGUUUGUCCCAGCAGCAGGGCAGCGUGGAGCAGAUCUCCCUCCACUGCUCUGAGGGCACCCUGGACUGGCUCUACCCCAAAGGGGCCCUGCGCCUCACUCUCACACCCCGCCUGGCCCCCAUGGGGGCAGUGGGGCCCGGCGGCGGCGGCGGCGGCAGCGCGGGCAUCAUCACGGCCUGCGUCAAACCAUCGGAGCAGUUCCACGGGGCCCAGCUCUACCUGGAGAGAGACGGGCUGCUCGAGCUCCUGGUGGGGGACCGCAUAGAGUCGUCCCCGCCCCCGAGGGUGCGCUGCUUCAGCCGCACGCCCGGGGAGAGGCUGGCCCUGUUCCUGCAGGCGACGCCCCAUCAGGACAUCAGCAGGAGGAUCGCCUCCUUCCGCUACGAGCUGAGGGGGGACUGGACGGCCCGCAUGUCGCUGGACUCCAACCCCGUCAGCACUGAAGAUGCCUGCCGGCCGUGCAACGACUCAGAGAUCCUCAUGGCUGUUUGCACCAGCGACUUUGUCGUGCGAGGGAACAUCCGGUCAGUGGAGGAGGACGAAAGUUUACGCGCCGCCGUGAUCAAGGUCAGCGCCACCCGCGUCUUUCGGCAGAAGUACACCCUGUUCACCGGCCACAGCCGGCUAGCGAGCCGGGGUGAGAUACGGACCCUGCUGCAGUGCGGCGUCAAGCCGGGACCCGGCAGCUUCCUCUUCACGGGCCGGGUCCACUUCGGGGAGGCCUGGCUCGGCUGCGCGCCGCGCUACAAGGACUUCCAGAGGACUUACGCUGCGGCCAAAGCAGCCCAGCAGAUCCCCUGUGAACUGCCCGUAGACUGAGAAGCUGUGGUGCGGCUCGCCUACCCUGCAGAAUCAAAGCGCGGCGCCGAAAGCAUGGCCAGACUCAGCGCCGAUCCGGAAGAGGCCGCGACGCGCAAAACCCAACGCCAUCGUAGCCGCGGAGCCGCUGACGGAUGCGGCCGUCCCAAAGGACUGAGCAGCGAAACGAACUCUCUACCAUCAGUGCAAUAAGAAGUCAAGGUCCGAAGCCCAGAAUGGAGCCGUGACUUCCUGGACUCGGAUGAGAGCAUUUGGCGUUGGGUGGAAAUCUCCCUCAGUGACGCCAUUCGUUGGUGUCGUCUGAGACUCCUUGGUGUAAACCUCAGGAAAACAAUAAAAACUCCCACAGAAAGCUUGCUGCCUGUGAGCAAAGCUCCUCUCACCUUGGACAGGUGUGGCUGUGGGCGAAGCUCAGAACGUUUAAUUCAGUGUUUUACUUGGAUAAUGUUGGAUCAUGUGGGACGGCGAUGUUGUCCUGUUUAUAUCAGAUUAUAUCAAAAAGUAAGGAAUCAUUGAACACUAUUUGCACUCAUAAAGGAAGAAAGGGAGUGGCCUGGAAAACGAAAUGCUGCGAGCACUGAAAACCAAAUGAGAAAAGCAAAUAUAUGUAGCAGAAUUUAAUAUAUGUACAGAUGAUGUGAGCGUAAGCAGAGGCAGCCGGAGCAGCUCACGUUGCCAGGUUUUGUUCAAAUGUAUUUGAGGAGAAAUAUAACGACAGGGGAGAGUAAAAGUGUUUACUUUCUGUAGCAUGCUAACAAAACUUAUGAAAAAAAAAUAAGCUGGAAAUUGGCCAAAGCAGCCAUAGAUCUGAUUACGUUCAAAGAAUCAGCAAGUAUUUAUAAAACUGAAUAAAAGCAGCUGUUCAUAACAAAAGUCCAGCUGGGAAAUAUAAUAAAAUGGAAAUAAAUACUAGGUCAAGUCAAAAAUAAUAAU